ACUCCCAUCCCUCUCCCUCUCUCCCCCUCUCAACCUCUCCCUCUCCUUUCCCUCUCCCUCUCCCUCACCGGCCAGGGAGAGCCAGGGAGAGCAGUCACCUACGGGAGUGCAAGGGAGGUGCACACGCCCCCCUCUGGAGUGGAGUUGUGUGGUGUGUGUUGUGUGGUGGAGUGUGACCGGGCGAGUCACCAAGCCAGCUUUGCCCAGUGUGAGUGUGCACCGCUUGCCCUUGCCUGCCUCACCAGGAUGGAGUGCGCCAGGCUUGUGGAGGGGGAGGGGGAGGGAGAGGGUGAAGGUGGGGAAGAGAGGCAAGGUGUAGGAGAGGCAGUGAAGGAGGAGAAGGAAGAAGAUAAAGAGAGAAACACGGAAAGCAAGGAGCGCGUCAGAAAGGAAUCGAAAUUUUGCUACCACACAUUCGGCGCGGGAAUGGACCAGUUCCACCUCCCCAUGAGGCACCAAGAAAACGAGGCGGCGCGAGGCUCCACAGAAAAUGAAUCUCCGCGGGAAGAUUUGAGGAGCAACUUUGGCAAUCUUGAGGCGCGCGCCUCCAUCAAACGCCUGGAGUUCAAACACACCAGGAAGAACCGCCGCUCUCUGCUCUACAUAGACGACACCCCAGACAGCCUGCUGGACGAAGACGCCCCGACCUUCUCCCCGCAGUCCGUGGGCAGGCUGGUGGGCGGCUCCCUCCUCCUCGCCAGGCCCGGCCUGGGAGGACCAGCGCCAGGAGGAGGAGGAACAGGGGUUGUAGGAGUGGUGGGAGGGAAGGAGGAUAAGGAGGAGGGCGAGCUGGCGGUGCCCCGAGAUGGCAAGUCCCGCAGGAGGUACAGAAGUCGCUCCCUCUCCCAGUCUUCCACCGACUCUUACUCCACCUAUUCCUCCUACACAGGCUCCAGUAGUGAGGAGGAUGAAAUCUCGCCGAGGGAAAAGUCUCAGCGUAACUCUAAAGGCUCGACUGAUUUCUGUGUCAAGAACAUCUCUCAGUCCGCCUUCGGUCGCCGCGAGAUUGAGAUAGCAGAGCAAGAGAUGCCGGGAAUCGUCGCCUUGCGGAAGAGAGCUGCUGACGACAAGCCGCUGAAGGGAGCCAAGAUCGUGGGCUGCACUCACAUCAACGCCCAAACAGCGGUGCUGAUCGAGACCCUGGUGGAGCUUGGUGCCAGCGUGCGGUGGGCGGCGUGCAACAUCUUCUCCACGCAGAAUGAGGUGGCGGCGGCGCUGGCGGAGGCUGGCCAGCCGGUGUUUGCGUGGCGAGGAGAGAGCGAGGAGGACUUUUGGUGGUGCAUUGACCGCUGCAUCAACACCGAGAACUGGCAGCCCAACAUGAUCUUGGACGACGGAGGAGACACCACCCACCUCAUGCUGAAGAAGUAUCCGGCCAUGUUCAAGAUGAUUAAGGGCAUCUGUGAGGAGAGUGUGACAGGGGUGCACCGCCUCUACCAAUUGAGCAAGGCUGGCAAGCUGACCGUGCCCGCCAUGAACGUUAACGAUUCUGUCACCAAGACCAUGUUUGACAACCUCUACUCCUGCCGCGAGUCCAUCAUUGACAGUUUGAAGCGUGCCACCGACGUCAUGUUUGGCGGAAAGCAAGUGGUGGUGUGCGGGUAUGGCGAGGUGGGAAAGGGGUGCUGCCAGGCCCUCAAGGGACUGGGCUGCACUGUCUACGUCACUGAGAUUGACCCUGUCUGUGCCCUGCAGGCCUGCAUGGACGGCUUCCGGGUGAUGAAGCUGUCCGAGGUGAUUCGGCAGGUGGACAUCCUGGUGACAGCAACAGGGAACAAGAAUGUGGUGACUAGGGACCACAUGGACAAGAUGAAGAACGGCACCAUUGUCUGCAACAUGGGCCACUCCAACACCGAGAUUGACGUGGAAUCUCUCAACACACCAGAACUGCAACACCAGAAGCUGAAGAUGACUAAAAAUUCCCUGCGAACCCCUGACCUGACUUGGGAGAAGGUACGCUCCCAGGUGGAUCAUGUGCUGUGGCCUGACGGCAAGCGGAUCAUCCUGCUGGCGGAAGGACGGCUGGUCAAUCUGUCCUGCUCCUCAGUGCCCUCCUUUGUAGUGUCCAUCACAUCCUGCACCCAGGCACUGGCCCUCAUUGAGCUGUUCAACGCCCCUGCUGGCCGCUACAAGUCUGACGUCUACUUGCUGCCCAAGAAGAUGGAUGAGUAUGUGGCCAGCCUUCACCUGCCCACUUUCGAUGCUCACCUGACUGAACUCAGUGAUGAACAGGCGAAGUACAUGGGGCUUAACAAGGCUGGACCUUUCAAGCCUAACUAUUACAGGUAUUGAUUGAGCCUUGAGCUGUGCAAAUGAAGAGGAGGAGUAGGAGAUGACAUUGGAGGAGAAGAAAGAAGAGGAGACAGAAAAUGAGGAAGGAAGGAGGGGAGGCUAAAAAAAAAAAUCAAAGAAGAGGAGAAGAAUGAAGAGAUAAAUUAAAUGAAGGAAAGAAGAAAGUAGACUACACACAGAGAAGCAGCUAUGAGACAAAACACUUCUCUCCUUCCCUCUCUCAGAAUCUCUCUCCAUACUCAAAAAAGAAAAAAAGAACAAAAAGAAAAACUAAAAAAAAUUAAGAGUAUAUAGUUGUACAUAAUAUCCUUGGGAAAUGGCAUGGGAGUUGUUUGUUAGAGAGUAUUACUCAUAAUACAUUAUAUUUUUGUCUGUGCCUCACCUCAGCUCAUGUCUGGAAGAGUGACGCCAUCUUGGCUGGCACUGUGCCUGGCCCUGUGGCGGCAGUGCCACUCCAUCCCGGCCUGGCCCUGCAGUGGCAGUGCCACGUCAUCCUGGCUGGCUGCCAUGCCUGGCCCUACAUCAUCCUGGUCAGCCGCCAUACCUGGCCCUGUGGCGGCAAUGCCGCACCAUUCUGGCCGGCCACCAUGCCUAGCCUUACGUUGGCAGUGCCGCGCCACAAGUCUUUUUCUGGAGAAGGGUCAGGGAACAAGUUGACUUAAUUAGUAGAUCAAUUUCCCAGAAUUCUUUAAUUGCUAAGAAUUUCUUGACCGUGAUAGUUCACGUCACUCUAGCUGGCUGUCUGAAUGAUAUGUAGUUUUUCUGUAAUUAAUUGGAAAUGUUGCUUAUUAUUAAUACUAUCAACAUUAGGUUAUUUCCAGCAGGCCAGCAAAAGAUGUAAAGAUUCAAAAGGCAUAUGUAUGUGUUCUUUAUUUUUUUCCUUUUUCCAAAUUGAAUUUAUUACCACUAAGAUAGUUUUUUACCAAAUCAGAUAGAAGUAUAUUUUUCUUUCCCAAAUCUGAGACUGUAAUCAUUGAUGCCACACACACUGGCAGGUGCACUCUGGCACUGUGGGCUGGUGCACCCAGCAAACUGGGUUGAUGAAGCUUGGCACUAUUGGCUGGGAUGCCCAGUAUACAUAGUGGAUUGAUACAACUUGGCACUGUGGACUGGUGCACCCUGGCACUGUGUGGCUCCAACACCUCAAAAGAGAUAUGCGCUAUAUACUAUAUUUUUUAUGCACAUGGCUGGGGCAUGUAGCAGGUGAGGGGCCAGUGCCUGGCUGCUGUGAUAAACUGAGCUGUGUGGCUCCAUUGGAGACAAAUUUUUCCUAGCAAUAACAAGACAAAUUUAGGCAGGAAUGGGUCAAGUCAGCUCAGUUCCAGCCAGCAGCAGCAACAGCAGCAGCAGCAGGAGUGGUGGUGGUGGGAGUCAGUCAGCCUGUCAAUGGACCUUAAGCUUCUGCCAACUGGUGUUGUCCACUGUUCAUGCCGUCUCAGUUAACAUGACAGAUCAAAGCACUCCAUCACCACUGCUGCCAUUGCUGCCAUGGCCAGACUCCACCCCCAUCCUGUUUUCAGUGUAAUCGGCUGUUACUGUUAUAUAUAUGAAUAGGAAGUUAUAUAAUUAGUGUUGAGCAAACAGGCCGCUCGUUCUCUGCGUUGAGUGAAUGUGACACCAGAGGGGAACACAGCUCAAUAGAUUACCUUUCCUCCCCUCGACUCCUUUGUGCCGAGGGGAAUGACAAUUUUUGGUUCGCCCAAUGCUUUGGACAGACCCAUCUGGUCUCUCCUUGUGUCAGAGCCUGGCAUGCCACCAGAGCAGACAUUGUUGACUCGACAGAUGUGUGAGUGAAGCAACGCAGGGCACGGCAUUGGCUAUUGCCACAGUAGUUUGUUUGCCAAACCGUUGGACGUCUCGGCCUCUAUGACUAAUAAUAAUAAUAAUAAUAAUAAUACAUCACUUGAAUAGCCCUAGUUUUCUAGUGUAUAAAUGCAGUGCUUUUACUCAAGAGUUGGCAGCGACCCCCCAGUGGGUUGCUGGCCACUAGCUAGCAACGUUCGGCCGCUAGGCAAGACCGGCUGUAGCAAAUACUACACUAAGUUCACCCCGGCAAAGUUGCCUCUGUGCUGAUGUCACUUUCCAGGAAGCAGCAAGUGAUGUACACUUUGAAGAGAAGCAUUUCAGUUCCCCUCUUAAAUCAUUAUCUCUUCACUUCGCUUUUCUCCACAACACUUCUGUCUCUCAAUAUCCUUUUACUCCAUUACUCUCCUCACUCUUAAUUUCUCUCUCCUUCAUAACAUUCCUAUCUCUCAGUUUCUUAAUUUCUCUCUCCUUCAUAACAUUCCUAUCUCUCAGUUUCCAAGUGUUGUAGGUUGUUCUGAACCAGCUGUGUAUUUGAGGCAGGGAUGGACUCCCUUCUCACCACAAUGUGUGGGGAAGUGCCACCAAUGAAGCAUGAGGGGACCUCGCUGGGUGCAGACUUGCUGUAACCUUAUGUUAAGAUUGCUUUCUUUAUACAAAGCUUGUACAUGUUCAGUGAUGGAAUGGUUGCCAGUGCCAGGUGAAUGGGUGGCAGUACAGUCAUCGGAAAAUCCUUUUCCACCAAAUGCAAACAAUUAUUCUGGUGAUACAACCUGACUUUUGCUGACCUCACCUGAUCUCGAAACAGAUCAGUAAUUCCCAAUAUAAUUUUUGCUUUUGUCAGGCAGAAACGCAACAAUUCACACAUUUCCUCUUGAGUGCAGACUAUUUUUGUAUUUUUCAUUUUCUUGUAUAGGUUUUAAACAUUAAUUUUUGUGUUGUGAGGUCAGCAGCAGCAUUGGUAGUCUUAUGUUCUACACUAUGUACUUUUUUGGUGUCUACUUUAGUAUUAAUCUUUAAGAGUAUUCUGAUUUACACUAUUUAAAUAAGUUAUUUAGUUGGGAUAUAGAAUUAAUCAUGACCUCUGUUUCUUUCAGUCAAGAGAUAAAUUCCACAAUAUUGUCUCAGAAAAUAGUGUUAAUACAAUGGUCGCCUUGCCAUCAGUUGUGACGUCUGAAAGUUGGCUGUGAGGCAGUUGUUGCAUGCAGUAUUGUCAAAGUUACAGCCAUCAAAUGGUUAUCAUACAAAUACAAUGUUUCCUUCAAACCAUUUGUUAAAAUUUGAUCUAUUAAAAGCUGCGUGUAUUUAUUUUCAAAUACAAUGUUUCCUUCAAACCAUUUGUUAAAAUUUGAUCUGUUAAAAGCUGUGUAUUUAUUUUCUAUCUCUAUUUAUUCACUUUUAUUUGCCAUCAGGUAUUUCUACAAAGAACUGUAGAUUUCACGGCUUUGCUUUUAUUUUUAAUAAACUUAAUUUCAGUGUUUAUAUUACUGCAGUGGUAACUAUGAAUCUAUUAAUAAUGUCUGUUAUGAACUCUUUAUUUUAAUAUUAUAGUUUCUUUUAACCAUCAAUUCCAAUCAAUGACAUUUUUUAUGUUAAUCUUGCAUAGUAAAAAUUUUAUCCUUUAAA
Messenger RNA from Portunus trituberculatus (swimming crab), 5721 nucleotides. Its product is annotated as adenosylhomocysteinase-like 1. The coding region runs from base 247 to 2292 and encodes 681 amino acids. Gene Ontology annotation, biological process: L-methionine cycle. Lineage: Eukaryota; Metazoa; Arthropoda; Malacostraca; Decapoda; Portunidae. The record is from RefSeq and is a predicted model, not a curated record. The transcript is spliced from 16 exons. Gene Ontology annotation, cellular component: cytosol.